AUGCUUGCACGGGGUGCCAUAAUAGCGCCACGGCUAGGGCUUGGGCUGGCCAUAAUACGACUGGCAGUGGUUCGAAAUUACUCGUCUCGGUCUAAGGAUUUCGUCAAGGAUAAUCUCAUUGUCAAGUCGCUCGCGUACGUGAAGGAAGUUGACCAGGAGCAGGACCGGCUCGAGCGGAGCCCCGUCGAUGCGAAGAUCACCAAGCUCAUUGAGGUGAUCGAGGAUAACCAUGAGUGUCUCUACCUUUUGCUGAUGUUCCACUACGAGUGUGAUCGGAUGAAUAUUGGCCAGGAUGUUAGUACGAGACGCAAACGGUGGAAUUACCCGUUUAACCAUAUGUUUAAGCUUCGACCGAUCCACACGGCAUUCUGGGAGAACUGUCGGAUCUUGGAUAUGGCUAAUCACAAGCACAAGUUGGGGUAUGAUAUCCAUGACUUGGGGCUCUUAGACCCAAAGAAUUUUAGCCACGAUGACUACCACCAGCUCCAAACGGGGGUGUUCCAUGGUACCGAUUUCCGCAACGUACAAGGGGUGUCGUUCACUCGUCCCUGGCGCCUGCCCCAUAACGAAUCCUAA
Molecule: messenger RNA, 576 nt
Organism: Diutina rugosa
Lineage: Eukaryota; Fungi; Ascomycota; Pichiomycetes; Serinales; Debaryomycetaceae
Gene: FGR39
Product: Fgr39p
Exons: 1
Coding region: 1-576 (191 amino acids)
Source: RefSeq, a predicted model, not a curated record